AAUAUGUUUUGAGUUUUCGGUUCACGCUCUGUGAGACAAACUGAAAAAUUCCUUGUUCUAUUUUCAUUAUCUAAGGACUAUUAACAGAAUCGACACAGCAGCUGGAAAACGUUCAAGAGCAACUAAGAAACAGAGAUGGAGAACUGAGGGAGAUGACACAGCAGUUGACAAAUGUCCGUAGGCAACUACAAGAGAGAGAAGGACAACUAUCAGAAAAAGCUCGCCAACUAAGAGAGAGAGAUGAAGAACUGAGGAAGAAGACACAGCAAUUGACAAAAACCCAGGGGCAACUACAAGAGAAAGAUGGACAACUGAGGGAGAAGACACAGCAGUUGACAAGUACUCAGGGGCAACUACAAGAGAGAGAUGAACAACUGAGGGAGAAGACAAAGCAGUUGACAAACACUCAGGGGCAACUACAAGAGAGCGAUGGACAACUGAGGGAGAAGACACAACAAUUGACAAAUACUCAAGGGCAGCUAAAAGAGAGAGAUGGACAACUGAGAGAGAAGACACAGCAGUUGACAAAUACUCAAGGGCAACUAAAAGAGAGAGAUGGACAACUGAGAGAGAAGACACAACAAUUGACAAAUACUCAAGGGCAGCUAAAAGAGACAGAUAAACAACUGAGGCAGAAGACACAGCAUUUGACUAAUGUCCAAGCGCAACUACAAGAGAAAGGUGGACAACUGAGGGAGAAGACACAGCAGUUGACAAAUACUCAGGGGCAACUACAAGAGAGAGAUGAACAACUGAGGGAGAAGACAAAGCAGUUGACAAAUACUCAGGGGCAACUACAAGAGAGAGAUGGACAACUAACAGAAAAAGAUCGCCAACUAAGAGAGAGAGAUGAACAACUGAGGGAGAAGACAAAGCAGUUGACAAACACUCAGGGGCAACUACAAGAGAGAGAUGGACAACUGAGAGAGAAGACACAGCAGUUGACAAACGUCGAAGGGCAACUACAAGAGAAAGAUGGACAACUGAGGCAGAUAAGAAAUCAUUUGACAGAUGUCCAACGGCAACUACAAGAAAAAAAUGAAGAAUUUACUUCCUUGGAAAGGCUGCUGAGGGCCAAACAGCACGAAACAGACGAACUGAAGACGUCUCUUUCAGCAGCUCAAAGGGCGCUUAACGAACGUUCACGCCGUCAGACUCCUAAUUGGCUCAUUCCACGCGAUCAGAUUCAGCUGACGGGCAAAUGCCUUGGAAAGGGAGGCUGGGGAAGUGUUAUCGAAGGCAAAUACUGUGGCUGUGCUGUCGCUGUCAAACAGAUACACGAAUUGAUACUUUCUGAUCACAACCGUAGAAUGUUUGAGCGAGAGAUGAGCAUUGCCGCCAGAUGCCGCCAUCCUUGUUUGCUGCAGUUCAUUGGGGCAACAAACGAUGAAGGAAGUCCUUUGUUUGUGACAGAGCUCAUGGAAUCUAGUUUACGAGCACUGUUAGAACAGCGGUCUCUUUCUUCACUUGAAGUGUCUGUCAUUUCUCUAGAUGUUGCUCGAGCAUUAAACUACCUCCACUUACAGAAACCAUCCCCCAUUAUUCACCGCGACAUCAGCAGUGCCAAUGUGUUGCUGUGGCGGCAAGCUGACCAAUGGCGAGGCAAAGUGUCAGAUUAUGGCACGGCAAAUGUUUUGCAGCAUACCAUGACAGUUGGUCCAGGUGCUAUUAUAUACAGUGCACCUGAAGUGCAUACUAAACACCAAACCGUCAAGGUUGAUGUGUACAGUUUUGGAGUUCUACUCUGUGAGGUUUGCAUCCAGGAACUUCCCGAUCCUGACAGGCGCGACGAGCAAGUUGCCAUGGUGACAAACGGUGUGCUUCGAGCUCUCAUUCGGGGAUGCCUGCAACAAGAUGCUGAAAAAAGACCAAGUAUGGAAGAAAUAAUUGAUGAACUCGAACAACCAAUAUAAGACCAAGUAUGGAAGAAAUAAUUGAUGAACUCGAACAACCAAUAUAAGAUUGGUUUUGAAAAGAUCUACUUUCUAUCUACACUUGCAAUCGAGAAGAAAAGAAACGUAAAAACCUUCCGCCAUUCCGCCAUUCCAACAUUCCACCGUUCCUGCCUUUAGGGUCACCCGAUUGUCUUAUAGGUAAGAUUUUACUCCAGUAACUAACGGCGUAAUU
Messenger RNA from Pocillopora damicornis (cauliflower coral), 2127 nucleotides. RefSeq lists its product as uncharacterized. Gene Ontology annotation, molecular function: ATP binding; protein kinase activity; protein binding. Gene Ontology annotation, biological process: protein phosphorylation. The record is from RefSeq and is a predicted model, not a curated record. NCBI's taxonomy places the organism in Eukaryota, Metazoa, Cnidaria, Anthozoa, Scleractinia, Pocilloporidae.